Messenger RNA from Drosophila biarmipes, 757 nucleotides. RefSeq names its product DNA-directed RNA polymerase II subunit RPB7 (gene Rpb7). Lineage: Eukaryota; Metazoa; Arthropoda; Insecta; Diptera; Drosophilidae. Gene Ontology annotation, molecular function: single-stranded DNA binding; single-stranded RNA binding; translation initiation factor binding. The transcript is spliced from 4 exons. Gene Ontology annotation, biological process: DNA-templated transcription; positive regulation of nuclear-transcribed mRNA poly(A) tail shortening; positive regulation of translational initiation. Gene Ontology annotation, cellular component: P-body; RNA polymerase II, core complex. The record is from RefSeq and is a predicted model, not a curated record. Bases 125 to 646 code for a protein of 173 amino acids.
AUUGGCGGUAAAAAUUCUUGCUUUCGGUUUAUUUCGCAUCCCCAAACUUGGUCACACUAUCAGGCGGCGUCUUUUAUUUUUCCGGCUGUUUGCUUUAGUUUUUACUAAAUAACCGCAAUUAGCUAUGUUUUACCACAUAUCGCUGGAACACGAGAUCCUGCUGCAUCCACGCUACUUUGGCCCGCAGCUGUUGGAGACCGUGAAGCAGAAGCUCUACUCCGAGGUGGAGGGCACCUGCACGGGAAAGUACGGAUUCGUGAUAGCGGUCACGACGAUAGACCAGAUCGGGUCCGGAGUCAUCCAGCCGGGCCAGGGAUUCGUGGUCUACCCGGUGAAGUACAAAGCUAUCGUCUUCCGGCCUUUUAAGGGCGAAGUGCUGGACGCGGUGGUCAAGCAGAUCAACAAAGUGGGCAUGUUUGCCGAGAUCGGCCCUCUCUCCUGCUUCAUUUCGCAUCAUUCGAUUCCCGCCGACAUGCAAUUCUGUCCAAAUGGCAAUCCCCCCUGCUACAAGAGCAAAGAUGAGGACGUGGUCAUCUCCGGAGAGGAUAAAAUACGGCUUAAGAUUGUGGGAACCCGUGUGGACGCCACCGGCAUCUUUGCCAUUGGCACCCUGAUGGACGACUACUUAGGAUUGGUUUGCAACUAAAAACUUCCGGUUUGUGUACAAUUUAAAUAUAUAUAUUAAACUUUAAUGAAAUGCAUUUAGACAGUUAAACAUCUAUGUGUAUAUAGUAAUAAAUAUGUAUGUACUUUAUAA